AUGGAAAAUGUUAUUAUUGAACUUCAACUUGAAUUACGAGCUGCACGAGAUGAAGCUGAACUUAAACGUAAAAAGUCUCAACAAUCAACAUCAACAAAAAAUCUUUUUAAUUUUUCUAAUCGAAAAAUAAAUUCACCAACAACACCAACCAAUACUCAAAAUGAAGAUAUUGAUACACAAAUGCGUCCAAUUGAUGCUUCUUUUAUAACAGAUCAUAAAGAAUCAUCAAAUUUACUUGUCGAAAAUAUAAAUAAAAAAACUUCGAAUGAUUUUAUUUAUUCUUCAUUACAAUCAUCUCGUCGUUCAAGUCAUUCAACAAAUACAGAUGAUGAUCAAUAUGAACUUGUUCGUCAUUUAUCAUCAACUAAUAAUAAUGAACAAAAUCAAAUAACAACAGAAAUUAAAGAUACAUCAAGUCCUGAAAUGGUUUCAUCCGCAACAUCUCUUUCAUCAACAUCAUCAAAUGAUGAAAAUGAAUCAAAAGACCAAACAAUAAUUAAAAUUGAAAAUGAUAAAACAUCAAUAACAUAUGAAUCUGGUCGAUUUGAACCCGUUAAAAUGACAACUGAACAAGCAAAUUUAUUAGAAGAAGCCAGUAGAACAGAAUAA
Rotaria sp. Silwood2 is the source of this 609-nucleotide messenger RNA. The record is from the annotation of a GenBank genome assembly. NCBI's taxonomy places the organism in Eukaryota, Metazoa, Rotifera, Eurotatoria, Philodinida, Philodinidae.